AUGAAGCCAGAAGAAUUAUCUGACUUCGCUCAUGACAUCCGCCACUUCUCCCCGAAAGACAUCGACCGCUUGCACCGAGUUCUUCUCCGCAUCCAGGAAAACCACAUCGACCCAACUCCAGAGCUUGUCAGACACGAGUACAGAGCUAUCUAUCUAGAGGACGGGCCAGUUCCCAAUACUGAAGAUCCUUGUCUACACUGGCUGCUCGACCUCGCUCAAGUCGCGUCCGAAACACCACUCAACGAGAAAUUCCUCGAUGUGUUGCAAGAGGCCCAUAUCAUUCUUACAACAGAUGGCACUGCUACCGAUGCAGGCACUGACUAUGGGGCCAGCAGACGCGCGGUGUCGGUUGACUCGCAGCUGCCUACCCCAAUCAGGUCGGGGUCACUGGACUCGUUCGACGAAAACAGCCGUAUCUGGCAACAGGCCAUUGCGCUCGACAACCGAAAGCUGGCAUCACAAGCCCUUGAUCAAUGGCGGAACAAACUUUUUGUGAGAAGAGAGGACUUGUUGGACAGGGAGGAUCCUGAAUUGAACAAAUUGGCGGAUGAACUUUACCGUACAAACCUAGCACGGAAAGCAAUCACUCACUGGCGCAAUACAAUCAAAGAGAUGCAAGACUUGGAACGGGUUGCAAUUGAAUUCCGAGCCAAGCGCGAUGCUGCUUUAGUUUUGAAGACCUGGACACUUGCUGCGCGUGAGAGAUUGUUUGUCCGGGUAAGAGACGAACGCCUUCUACACAAGACAUUGGGCGCAUGGCAAGACAAAGCUGCGGAUGUCAGGGAGAUGGAAGCUGCUGCUGAUGCAAUCAGCAUUCGCCAGGCUGCCCAAAAUGUCCUUGAACUAGUCAGCACUAGAAAAGCCCAACUUGCCGAAAGAGAACACGAAGCCAGCCGAAUCUACGGGGUCAAUCUUGUUCGCAACAUCGUCAAUAUAUGGCGCUUACAGGCUGACCAGCAACAUCUGAAUAAGAGGAGAGCGGCUGCAGCUGCUGAAUAUUUCUCCAGCAAGCACACCCUUCAGCUAUGGCGGGACAAAACUCGACUUCGAGCAGAUGAAAAGCAUGCUCAACAAGCUCAUGAACAAAUGCUGGCGGUGAAGUAUUUCCGAAAGUGGCAGACUUCUGUGAAGCACAGUAAAGAAGCCAAAUAUACAGCAGCAUACAAAUCCAUGAGACGGAAAGUCAAGAUCAAUAUCGGACGCGCCGCUCUCCAUAAUUGGAGAGGAAAGGCAAGUCGCGUCCGUGAGUUGAGAAUCAUGUCAGAUGAAUUUCAAGCUCGAAAAGAAGCCGAAAACACUAGACGAAUGGCCCAUUCUGCUAUCAUCGUGAUGUUCAACAGGACGGAGCAGAUUCAUGACCUUGGACGGCAGGGGGACGUUUUCUGUGACAAACAGGUAAUUGGACGGCUUCAAAUUUUCGGCUCUGGUUGGCUCUCGUCUGCAAGGAAGGUACUCGAUUCCCAGCGCAAGGCUGAUGAGUAUCACACAAUAAAAACAGCCGGGUAUGCUCUGUCUCGAUUGAGGACUUGGAGAAACCUGAGCUUCAGGACAGGCAGACUUGAAGACGAUGCUGACGGGUUGUUUCGGCGAAAUGAGAAGAAACGGGCUCUAGGAUUUCUGCAAAGAUGGAGACAGGGCGCCACGAGGGUCCACGACGAACAGCCCAGUGUAGAGGAGAGACUCCCACCAGUGACCCCAGCGGCGAGGCGAAGCCAGCUGUUAGCCUCUACAACUCCUGCAUAUACACCUGCUUCAGCCAUGUUC
Messenger RNA from Exophiala aquamarina CBS 119918, 1764 nucleotides. RefSeq lists its product as uncharacterized. The transcript has a single exon. Lineage: Eukaryota; Fungi; Ascomycota; Eurotiomycetes; Chaetothyriales; Herpotrichiellaceae. The annotation marks the transcript as partial. The record is from RefSeq and is a predicted model, not a curated record.